Molecule: messenger RNA, 4761 nt
Organism: Cottoperca gobio
Lineage: Eukaryota; Metazoa; Chordata; Actinopteri; Perciformes; Bovichtidae
Gene: strn
Product: striatin, calmodulin binding protein
Exons: 11
Coding region: 91-1713 (540 amino acids)
Cellular component (GO): dendrite
Molecular function (GO): calmodulin binding; protein-containing complex binding; armadillo repeat domain binding
Source: RefSeq, a predicted model, not a curated record
GGCAAACGGCCAGCCUGGCUCUGUCCAAAAUAAAAUUAAAAUACACUUCCAGCUCCUAAAGCUCACUUUGGAAUCAAAUUAGACAGAGCCAUGCUAGCAGUUCCCCCCCCCCCCCCCCCCAUUUAUUUCCCUCUAAACAUCCUUCCUCCGCAUCCCUUCUGCCUCAGUAGGUGUGUCAAAGUAAAGUUCUAUAUGUACUGUAGCAAACCCAGACACUUACAAGUUUCUACCCCACCUCCUCCUCCCUCCUCCCUCCUCCCUCCUCCUCGUCCUCCUCCUCCUCGUCCUCCCUCCUGCUGGCCUGUAGAGAAGGAAGAGUCUCCUCUGGGGGAGCUGGCCUGGGACGUGGACCAGGAACUGAUAGCCCAGCUCAAGGAGCAGUACAGGAAGGAACGCAAGGUCAAGAAGGGGGUGAAGAGACCAAACCGGUCAAAGCUCCAGGACAUGCUGGCAAACCUGCGGGAUGCCGAGGAGCAUCCCUCCAUGCAGGCGCCCGUGACGCCCCCCUCCCGCCCCAGCGUACCCAGACUCAAUGAGCACGAAGUGGGACGCUCUGAAGACGAAGCGAUGACUUUCCUGCCGUCGUCCGGGAAGUCGUUCAUCCUCGGCAGAGUGGACGAGGCGGUUUCUAACGAGCUGGGACUGGGAGAACUGGCCGGACUGACGGUCGCCAACGAGGCUGACAGCCUGGCGUACGACAUCACAAACAACAAAGAUGCUUUGAGGAAAACCUGGAACCCGAAGUUCACCCUGCGGAGCCACUUCGACUCGGUCCGGAGUCUGGCCUUCCACCCGGUGGAGUCCGUCCUGGUCACCGCCUCCGAGGAUCACACCCUCAAACUGUGGAACCUGCAGAAGACGGCGCCGGCCAAGAAAUGUGCAGCUUUAGACGUCGAGCCCAUCUACACAUUCAGAGCACACAGCGGUGCUGUGUUGUGCGUCACGAUGAGCUCGAGCGGAGAGCAGUGCUUCAGUGGGGGGGUGGACGGGACCAUCCAGAGCUGGAACACCCCCAACCCCAACAUUGACCCCUACGACUCGUAUGAGCCCUCUGUCCUGCGGGGGGCGCUGUGCGGCCACACGGAUUCGGUGUGGGGUUUGGUCUACAGCUCGGCCCACCAGCGCCUCCUCUCCUGCUCCGCUGAUGGGACGGUCCGGCUGUGGAACGCCGCCAGCAUCUCGCCGUCUCUCGCGGUUUUUAACGAGAGAGGAGAGCUGGGAGUGCCGACCUCGGUGGACCUGGUGAGCAGCGAGUCGGCUUACAUGGUGACGUCUUUCACCACCGGCCACAUCGGACUCUUCAACAUGGAGACGCAGCAGCUCGUCCUGAAGCUGGACUCUGCAGGACCGCCAGAAGCUCCUUGCAAGAUCAACAAAGUGCUGAGUCAUCCCACGCUGCCAAUCACCAUCACAGCUCAGGAGGACCGGCACAUCCAGUUCUUCGAUAAUAACACAGGUAAAAUGAUCCACUCGAUGGUCGCUCACCUGGACUCGGUCACGUGUCUCGCUGUGGAUCCAAACGGACUGUACCUCAUGUCUGGAAGUCACGACUGCUCGAUCCGCCUGUGGAACAUGGAGAGCAAGACCUGCAUCCAGGAGUUCACGGCUCACCGCAAGAAGUCCGAGGAGUCGAUCCACGACGUGGCGUUCCACCCCACCAAGUGCUACAUCGGCAGCGCCGGGGCCGACGCGCUUGCUAAGGUCUUCGUAUGACCUGAAACCUGAGAUCUGGAGCUCAGAGGUCAGAGGUCGGGUGGAGCGUCCCGGAGAUGGAAGCGGGUGGAGUUCUGGAUGAGGAAGCAGAAAACUGAAGGUGACAGUUGGACUGCUCCUUUUUAAGAUGUGUCAAAUAUUCACCCCACCCCCACUACUAUUCGGACUUAGGCUGGCCCGGGUCCCGAAUCAAACAAACCUCUGGAUUAGACGCUGAAUGAAACAGGAAGUGGAAGAUAAAUUUAUAAAACAGGAACUCUCGGUACAUUUCAGUAAAGCUGGAAUCUUUCUUUUCUUUAACGUCACAACUCUCCGUGUCCCUGACCCCGACAGGUGGCGAGAUGUUGUUCAUGAUAAUGUGCCUUUUUUCUUCACAACAUCGAUACUUUUAGGGAAAUUAAUGAGAAGAUCCACUUUUCUCCUUCAAAAUAAGAAACGUUAUUUAAUAUUCAGACAGAUCCAAAUGUGUCUCAAGCAACACGUGAAGACUACAUCAUGUGAGCGCUUUAACGCCCCCUCCAGGUGACGUCCCGCUCUGCACACGACUCGGGACUCGUGGAUUUUUUUUUUUUGCUAUUAAAUUAAUUUGGUGUGAUUUUCUUUUUUUUAAUCACUUCCUAUUUAAGUUGUCGCCUGGCGAAGACUUUUAAUCAGUCUGGUUUUGGAGAGCGGUCGGUCGCGAGGACGUACGGGUUUCAUCCCGUAAACGCCCGAGCAAGGAGGUGAGAGGUCAAAGGUCAUGGCCCCUGAGCCGGUCUGGAAGCGGAGACUCGGAUCACAAACAUCUGAAUUAUUACUUCCUUCUUCUGCCUCCUGCCCUUAAACUUGUUUUCCUUUCUGAACUCGACGCUCUCCACUUUGUUCUUCAUCGUGACCUCGUCUUGAGUUUAAGAGGAGCCGAGCUGCAGGAACCAGCUGGAGGUCAUUCCCACCUGAUGCACAAACACACUACAAAGCUUAUGAUCUUUAUUUAACGGAACACGACGGAGGAGAUGCAGCAGCUGUGACGUGUGAAUGCUAACUGUAAUAUACUCCACCUCCACCUGUAGACACGUCCGCUGUCAUGUGACACGUUGAUGGUUGUAGAAGCUUCUCUCCAAAGUGAAAUGGCGGGAAUUCAAAAAACAAAUGAAUCUGAAAUUAGUUUUGAAUUCAUAGCCCGAGUAUUUUUUCCCUCACAGGGUUGUGAAAUAUUUUUAGAUUGAAUCUCUUCUGAUUCGCUAGUUUUGAUCACGUCGUUGUGUUGAGGCUCCGUUUUGAACCCCUGCUGCUGUUUAUUGUGUAUUUAUAGACGAACUGCAGCGAGGGAAAACCUGCAGCGAAGCUUUUCUCAGUUUGUUGUCUUUGAUCACAUUAGGUAUUUAUUAAUUACUUAAAUUGCCAAAUUAAAGCCAAAAGAUUUAGACGACACGCUUCCUACUAAACCUGACAGUUUGUUGUUGCUAAUGCUAAUUAGCUCAUUUGUUGUGAAAUACCGACACUUAAAGUAACAGCUGUUUAGUUCCCAAAGUGCACACAAGCCCCGCUCCAGAUUUGUAAACGCUUUAUAUGCUGACUGCCUGAAAUAUUGUAUUUUGUGUAAUUAUUAUUUAGAGCAAUGACUAGUUUUUAAACGACUUGUUGUGUUUGGUGACAGACGUGUAAGAAACAGGUAUUCUCUGUUUUACUUGAAAAGUGAAGUUUAUUCCUUUUGGGGUUUCCGCUGGUGUUGUAAGAACAUGACUUUACCUCUCGGCACUAAAUAACACUUUGGUUUCUUUUGUUGCUUUUCACCAAAUGAUCAUCUCAGAAAUGCAGCUGUGUUCGUGGGAUGGAGGGAAACUUCGGGGGAUUUGUGUUGCUUUUAUUUUUAACGUAAGUUGUAAAGGUUGUAUAAAGGGUUAACAGAUAUCUGUACAGUUUUAAAGCAGAUCUAUUUAUAAACGUGGUGUAAUUUUAAGGGACAUUUUAACCGCAAAGUGGAAAGUAAGUGAAUAUUUUUUCCACUUCGAGCUGAAAGAUCAAACUUUAUUUAUGUGAAAGUCAGCGGCUGCAGUUUAAAGUCGACUGUCCUGGAAAAUGAUGUGAAAAAUGAGUGAAGUCUGGUUGAUUUGCUUCUUCACCUCUCCAUCGGAGUAGACAGUUUGGAGUGAACUGUUCCUUUAAAAGGUCGUUUAAUGCGACAUUAUUUUAACUUUAAUUCUGGCUCUUUUUAAAAUCUCAUUAUUAAAGAGUUCACUUUAGAAUCAUCAGGCUCACCAGACACAUCCAGGAGUGUCUUCUUCUGUACAUUAAACCAGCUGACUUGUGCUGUAAGAAAGAAUAAAUGUUCCUGCCACACAUACAAAGAGAUGACAUGAGACGACCUUUAGGGCGAUGGGAACAUCACUCAGCCUGAGAUGAGGAGUGUGUUCAUAAACUCACAGCUGCUCGAGUACAGUGACGGGGAAACGAGCAGAAACUGAUUUGUGAGGGUUUUGAAUGGAGUCUGGUUUCUUGUUAAUCCCACUCCCAACACUCCUGUCUGCACGGGACCGUUCAUGGCACGCUGAUUGAAAGAUAAAAUAAAGUAAAGGUGCAUAUUCAAAUAAUCUGUAAAACAACUGAACCAGAAUCAAACCUCAACAAUACCAGACUCCAUUCACUUAUAUGUACUUUAUUUCACUUCCAGAGCAAUAGAAUCAGUGUUUGCUAUGAUUAAAUCUCAUUUACCUUUUUGUUUAUAAAACCCUUAGCGCUGAUGAGCGUCACUCGCACUACACGAGACGUAACACGAGCCAGUAGUGAUGUAGGCAGCUGAGCUCUUUCACAUUUAUACUUUGUUGUCUUCAGUGGCCAAACGCAGAGCUGAACCAUCCAACUGAAUAAAAACGCUUCAGUUUGCCUCUAAAUGAUUGUUGUCCUUUAAUGUGUACAGUGAAACUAUUAGAGAUUAAAGAUGCUGAUCUGGCUGUACAUAACGUACAUACAGGUGUUGUUUCCUUUUUCCAGUGUUGUUCUUUUUUUUUUUCAACAUGGGAGAGUGACAGAUUUAUCAGUAACAACAAUAAAGGAAUAUGUUGUAUAUCA